AGCCAACGAACCGAGCAGACAGCCAACCAACUCAGCUGCUGUAGCGUAGCCGCGCUUGCCAUUUGAUUUUGACUUUGAGCAGUGAAAGAGGUUUACUUGUGAAAGCUUUUCUAUUUCAAUUGUGUUUCAACACUCGUAGUAAACGGUUGUGCGAGUUAUUGCACCGCUAAUGCAAUAUUCUGACCAAAAAGUUAAAAAACAAAAAUGCUAUGAAUAAAUAAAUAAAAUAAAAACGGCAAAACCAAAAACCGUACAGAUUUCAACCGAAAACAAAUAGAGAAAUAAAUUAAAUGGAACGCAGUAAAUAGAACCAAGAGCAGUGGCAAGAAGAAUCUCCAAAUCAAGUCACGCAAAGCGACACAAUGGGCGCGCAGUGAAUCUCUUAGACUUAACUACUUGUGGAAUACUUGCGUACAUACAUAUAUACAAUAUAACGGUUCAAAUUGUUGCGUUGCGCGCUACAUUGUGUUUGAGGAUUACAAAAUGAAAUAAACACGGUUAAUUUUAAAAUAAUAGCAAUUUUAAAUAAAGCUAUCAUCUUUAAUGCAAAUGGAUUAUUUAAACAAAAACAAAAAAAAAUUAAAGUUCUGAUGUGCUUAACAAAAAACUUGAUUCAAAAGAAUUUAAACUGAUUAUUAAAUAAGAACAAGAGAGAGAGAGUUAAAACUUAUAAUUUUAAAACAAUUUUACAAUUUUAACAACACUAUGAACAGAUAAACUCAAAUUAUAUAAAAAAAAAUUAAAAAAGAAACUUAAUUUUUUUGAAAAACAUUAACAGUUAUAAUAACAACAAUAUACAGUACGUUAUAAAAUAAACUAAUUAAAAAUGUCUAUUGUCUGCACAUUGGAGCCUAAAGUGAAUUUAUUCAAAAAUUCUUCAGCUAAAAAUGUGCUUGUUUUGAAAAAUAAUAAUGCACUAAAAACCACAUCACAACCAACCACACAAACAUCAUCCGCAGCAGCAGCCAGUAGCAAUAUUGGAUCAGUGGAUCCGGUUAAAAGUUAUAAUAAUAACAUUUACGCUAAGGAGAGAAAUGCAACAUAUAAGUCAAACAACAACAACAACAAUAUUUCUAACAAAAAUACUGAUAUUUACAAUAACAACAAUCUCAACCAACAACAAUUAGAGUUGCUACAACAACAGUACAAUAAAAGGAAUACCGUCGCUGAGCUGAUUGCUCGCCAACAGCAGCAGCAACAGCAACUACAACAACAUCACCAGCAGCAGCAACAACAACAACAGCAUAUAUCCAAAGAUAUCGCCGUCGCCAUCAAUGGUGAGGUUAUAAACAACGGAAAUUUCAUUACUGAUAUGCCGGAAAUCCUUAGUGUUGCUGCGCUAAAUACUAACCAUCAGAAAAGUCUCAACAACAACAACAACAACAACAACAACAACAAUAUUAGCUCCUCACCCAUAACAGGUUCAAAUACAAAAUCAUCAACCACAAUGCAUAACGUACGCUUACCGUCCAUUUCGCCGACACUUUCGUUGAACGGCAGCUCAAAUGAUGCCAAUAACGUACAUGCCUACUCCAUGUAUGGCCCCAUAAGUCCACAAUCUAGUGAUAGUGGCCACAGUUUACCCGACAACAUGUCUCAUGGAAAUGGCAAACAGUAUCGUAAUAGUUUCAGCGGCUCGAAUAGCUCAUUCGAUUCACACAACAUGUCCAAAUCAUCAUCACAACAGUCGCAAUCGCAUAAAGAUCUCUUCACACAACGCAAGCAACGUGAGUUUACACCCGAUAGCAAGAAGGAUGAUAGCUAUUGGGAUCGUCGUCGUCGCAAUAAUGAAGCUGCCAAGCGUAGUCGUGAGAAGCGGCGCUACAACGAUAUGGUUUUAGAGCAACGCGUUGUUGAGCUAACUAAAGAGAAUCACGUUUUGAAGGCACAGUUAGACGCUAUUAAGGACAAAUUUAAUAUAUCCGGUGAAAAUUUGGUGAGCGUUGAACAGAUAUUGGCCUCAUUGCCAACCAGUGAACAAGUAUUGAGUAUUACCAAACGUGCCAAGAUGACAAUAAAUGGCAAUUUCAAUGGCGCCACUACCGCGGUGCCCACAUCUAUUGUUUACGGUAUACCUGCACACACAACAAACACAAAUGGCACGGUCGGCAUACCGAAUGCCACACCCAUAGGCGCACAAACUCCCACCUCCAGCGGUAUACUCACACCACAAAAAUCGAACACCAUGAAUCAGGUGAACAUCAAUGAUUCGAAUAGUGGCGCACUGAAUGGCGAUAACGGUUUGUUGUGCAAAAGUACACAGCAAUCCUUGCAGCAGGUCAUCAAGAAUGUAAAUCACACAAGUAUGGCCAAUACAUUAUCACACACGCAUGCGCUAACAAGUGUCGCACACAUGCAAAUGUCCACCUCGCCAGUACACCUCAGCGCAGAGCAUUACGCGCCACCACCACCACCAUCAUCCACCCUGCCAACAAUUAACUCUAACUACGCCGCUGAGUUGAAUAGAGCCAACAAUAACAAUAAUGGCGUUUUAAGUAACGGCAGUCCCAACGCCAAUGCGCCAACGCAUUUGGAGAAUGCACGUCACAUGCCGACUGCAGUGUCAUCACAACAACCGCCGCCGCCGCCACCACCGUCCAAUCUACAAAACUUACACGUUUUACAAGCACUCAAUCGCAAUGUCAACUGCGAUGAUCUCGAUAAUUUGCGCAAAGUUGUUGCUGUUGUGGGUGCUGCUAUAACGACUAACGGCACAGCCGAGCCAGCUGACUCGCCGCUAUAUAGCGCACCUGUAACGGCACCACUCUACGUGCCACCACAUCCCGCCAGUAUAUACGCCUAUAGCACAAAGGAUCCAGUGUCGGUGUCCAGUCAAAACCUAGAGAAUGGCUAUCAUACAAAAUCGCCCGAAGCCAGCAAUGUGAGUUCAAGCGCUGCAGAUGCAGUCUCCUCAUCCUCUAUAACCGGUAAUGGUAGCAACUGUUCAAAUGUCGGCAAUAACGUGCUCAACUUAUCGCGUCGUGCCUGCUCGCCGGCAUAUGAAAAUAUGCUCUCAUCCACUAUCUCCUCGUCGGCCUCCUCAUCGGGCGUCAUCUCUGGCGACGAUGAACACGAACAAGAUGGUGUUGAUGAUAUUGAGCAUAAUAAUGUUGUGAGCAUCAGUACUACCAGUCCCAGCAGCACAGAUUCCAACAAUUGUCUACCACUCAAGUUGCGGCACAAGUCACAUUUGGGUGACAAGGAUGCGGCAGCCACAGCAUUGCUCGCACUGCAACACAUCAAACAGGAGCCGGUGAGCAAUCGUGCAUCACCGCCAGGUUGGGCUGAUAAUGGGGACAAUUCGAGCGAUGAACGUGAUUCGGGCAUUUCAAUCGGUAGUGCCGAGUGGACAGCGCAAUUUCAACGUAAAGCUGAUAAGACCAAUUGUGGUAAUAAUAGUUCAAUUGUGGGCGUGUCACCGUCAGAGCGUGAGCAUAUACUUAAGUCGCAUUUGGCACGACUGGAAUCGGAGGUGGCAAAUAUUAAGAAUAUGAUGAUCCUUUCCGUUGAUCAGAUAAAUACGCCAGCCGAUUUGAAAAUCUAAGUCGACUACAAUGAAAGUGUGUUAGAGAGAGAGAGAGAAAGAGAGUGAGAGAGAGAGAGAGAGGGAGAGAGAAAGAGAGAAAGAGAGAGAAAGAGAGAGAGAAAGGAAAAGUUCGAUGGCAAAGUGUAUAUCAAAUGUCGACGUAGUAAAUUAACGGAGAGAGAGUAGAGACAGCGUUAUCUUUUUAUACAUUUUAUGGGGUUUGCGUUGAGCGCGUAGGCGCGAUUUGAUAAAUUUAAUUUAAUUGAAUAAAAUUAUGUAUUAAGUAUGUGAAUAUUUGUUUUGUAUGUUGUGUAAAAAAAAAUAAUUCUCAUAAAAAUUUAAAUUUCUUAAAAAAUAUAUUUACGCAAAAGCAUUGUGGAAAAAAGAAAUUUGUAUUACAUUAAAAUUAAAGAAAUAAAAUAUAGUAAUAUUAGUAGUAAUAUAUAUUAAUUGCUGUAUACGCGUUAAAAAGCUUAUCCGAAAGGCAUUUGCUCUGCUGUUUAGAUUAAAAUCUGUUAAACACAAUUUUUGAUCGAAAUUUAAGAUCACACAUUUCAAAUUUUUUUUUCAACUUUAAAUUAAAAAAAAAUUAUAAUUUCACUUUACAUGCUGCUUUCAAUUAGAAAGUAACCUCUGUAUAGAAAAUAGUUUAUAUCUCUGUAGAAUAUGUUGUAACUAUUAAAAAGCUUAAAAUAAUCAUAAACAAGUUGCAGCUAUUCAGUAACUAAUAUUUUAUACAAUAUAUACAUAACUGUUUUUGAAAAAAUCAAACAAACUUUGUUGGUGGUAAACUAAAGUAAAACUUUUCUAAUUUUUCAGAGUUUGAGAUCUCUUUUCAAAUAGCUGUACAUAUAUAGCGUACGUUAAUAUUUUAAAUAAUUUUAUAGAUAGCUUGCCACCUGAUAUAUUUGUGUAUGUAUAUUAUUAGCAACUGUAUUAAAAUACCAAUGUAUUAAAGGAAAAUAUAAUAUAUAAGCAAAACAAAACAAAAACAAAAAAAUAUGUUACAUAAAUAAAAAAUCACAUUUAUGAAUUUAAAUUUAAUUAAAAAAUUUAAUUAAAUAAAAAAAACAGAAUUUUAUAAAACAUAAUAAUAUGGCAAGUACUACAUUUAAAAGUGCUUCAUUACACAAAUUAAAUUUAUAUACAUAUAUACAUGCGUAUAUGUUAUUUAUGUUUAAUUUUAAUCGUACUGUAACAAAAAAGUUUCAAAUUUAACACAAUAAACACCUACAUACAUUACAUACUACCACCUGUGAUUUCAGUAAACAUAAAACAUUCGCAAGUGGAUAUAAAUAAUGAAUAGAAAAACAAAAAGAAAAUGAUAGAAGAAAACUGUACAAGUUGUGGAAUAUAUAUAUAUAUAUAUGCAUACAUGUUUAAAUAUGCUAGAUACAUAUUAAAAGUUUUUUAAAAUAUAAUAUAAAACAGCGUUAACUGUUCAUAGUUCCAUUUACAUAUUUAUUUAUCCUACUAUACUAUUGAAUAUGUAAAGAAGUUUUAUAUAAUAAUAGUUAUAAUUAUUACUGCAAUACGUACGUUUGUUAAUCACUAUUUUAAACUACAUAAAUACAUACAAAUAUUUAUUUAUGAGUUAUUAUUUUAUUGUAAAU
Molecule: messenger RNA, 5139 nt
Organism: Ceratitis capitata (Mediterranean fruit fly)
Lineage: Eukaryota; Metazoa; Arthropoda; Insecta; Diptera; Tephritidae
Gene: vri
Exons: 3
Coding region: 827-3544 (905 amino acids)
Biological process (GO): regulation of DNA-templated transcription; circadian rhythm
Cellular component (GO): nucleus
Molecular function (GO): DNA-binding transcription factor activity; DNA binding
Source: RefSeq, a predicted model, not a curated record